AUGACUACGUGCCGUCUGCUGUGCGCCCUGUUGGCGCUUGCCCUGUGCUGCUGCCUAACUGCGUGCACGACAGCGAAUGGUGGGUCUACUAGUUCUACCCCACCUUCUGGUACGGAAAAUAAACCAGCUACAGGGGAAGCUCCAUCUCAACCGGGGGCUUCUUCAGGUGAAGCAGAAGCCUCCUCAAAUAAGAAUGACGGCAGCCUCAGCAGCUCUGCGUGGGUGAGUGCCCCGCUGGCGCUCGCCGCAUCCGCGCUGGCGUACACCGCUCUGGGCUGA
Molecule: messenger RNA, 279 nt
Organism: Trypanosoma cruzi
Lineage: Eukaryota; Euglenozoa; Kinetoplastea; Trypanosomatida; Trypanosomatidae
Product: mucin TcMUCII, putative
Exons: 1
Coding region: 1-279 (92 amino acids)
Source: RefSeq, a predicted model, not a curated record